AUGGAUGGCCUUUCGGGCGCAGCAAGCGUUAUCGCAGUAAUCGACAUAUCCGCCAAGAUUGCGUCGCUAUGCGUCCAGUACUCUAUGGCCGUAAAGGAUGCGAAGGGCGAUAUCGAGCGUGUGCAGAGAAAGGUCAGCGACAUUAACCACGUGCUGAAGAAGAUGAAGCAGCUUCUCGACAGCCAGGACAAGACGCGGCUCUCUGCCACCCAAGGGCUGCUAGAAUCGGUCGAACAAUGCCUGAACGAGCUGGAAACCCUAGACAUAAAGCUAGAACCGGGAAAGACCCGCAAGACUAUAAGCCGGUUCGGUUUACGUGCGCUCAAAUGGCCGUUUACGAGCAAGCAGGUGGACAGGAUUAUUUCGAGCUUAGAAGGAUACGAACAGACCUUUGGCUUAGUGCUACAGGUUGAUCAGACGGCUGUUGUGUUCAGCAUAGACCAGAAACUAGACCUAGCUAAACUACCCGUCGCCCAAGGAGCGUCUUACGACUCACAUACGGAGGAACACAAUGCGCGAUGCCUACCAAACACCCGCACCGUACUGCUGCAUAACAUCGCAAAAUGGGCACAAGAUAAGGAUAGCAAGUCUAUAUUCUGGCUUAGCGGCAUGGCUGGCACAGGAAAGUCCACAAUUGCGCGGACUAUUGCCGAAUCAUUUGCCAGGCGCGGCCAGCUAGGAGCAAGCUUCUUCUUCAAGAAAGGUGAGGGCGAGCGUGGCAACGCCUCACGGUUCUUUACUACCAUCGCCACGGAUCUAGUCGCCUGCGAGCCAGGGAUGCUGCCUAGCGUUAGGAAGACGCUCGACGAGGACCCGGCUAUCUCACAUAAAGCUCUAAAAGACCAGUUCGAGAAGCUUAUUCUACAGCCACUUCUGGGGAUAAAGCAGACUCGCUCGCGGGCCUUGGCGCAAGUUGUCGUUAUCGACGCGCUAGACGAAUGUGAGCGAGAAGCAGAUGUUCGAGCGAUCCUUCAGCUGCUCGCUCAGACGAAGGACAUUCGCCCAGUGCCGCUACGGAUCGUGGUCACCAGUCGGCCAGAACUCCACAUCCGUCUGGGCUUCAAGAAGAUGCCAAACGGCACGUACCAAGACCUAGUGCUCCACGAAGUACCAAGGAGCACGAUCGAGCAUGAUAUCCGUCUAUUCCUAGAGCAUAAGCUUAGUAUAAUACGAAAAGAACGCAUGCUAGCCUCAGACUGGCCAGCCCAACAACAUAUUCUAGCGCUAGUUGAGUUAGCUAUGCCGUUAUUCAUCUACGCUGCCACUGUGUGUCGGUAUAUUGGUAGUAAAGGAGGCGACCCUGAAGUGUACCUAAACAAGGUCUUGCAGUAUCCAAAAACAGCUUUUUCACAGCUCGACCGAACCUACCUUCCCGUCCUGGAUCAGUUGCUUUUUGAGCAGGAAGAAAGAGAUAGAGAAGAUUGGCUGCGCGUCUUCCGUGAACUCGUAGGUAGCAUAGUCAUCUUAGCAAGUCCACUUCCUAUAGGCCCCCUUGCGCGCCUCCUUCAAGUUCCGAAGAAACAAGUCGAAUGCCGGUUAGAUGCCCUGCACUCCGUUCUUAGUAUUCCUGAAAGGGAGGACGUUCCUAUCAGGCCACUCCACCUGUCCUUUCGCGAGUUCCUCCUCGACCCCCAAAAGCAAGGAAAGAGCCCGUUCUGGGUGGAUGAGAAAAGGACACACCAGAAGCUUGCAUCUCGCUGCCUUGAGCUUAUGUCUGGAUCUGGCGGUCUUUAUCAGGACAUGUGCGGCCUUCCAGGCCCUGGAGUACUAAGGAGUGAGGUAGAUGAGCAGACAGUUGCUACUAGGCUGCCGCCUGAUCUACAAUAUGCGUGUCACUACUGGGUUGACCAUCUCAAGCAGAGUGGGCAAGGCAUCGUCGACAGGGACGUGACGCAUCUCUUUCUACAGAAGCACCUUCUUCAUUGGCUUGAAGCUAUGAGCCUUGUAAGAGAAUCGAGCACAUGCGUCAACUUGCUUAACAGCCUUCAGGCAAUUACUACUCCCUCUUCAGAGCUAGUUUUAGACUUUCUUCAUGACGCUAAGCGGUUCGUGUUGCGGUUCCAAUCUGUGCUUGCAGAUUCACCGUUGCAGAUCUAUUACUCAGCGCUAGUGUUCGCACCAGAGAAGAGCCUAAUACGACAAACAUUUGUAGACCAAGUGCCAGAAAAGGUCAAGAUGCUAUCUACGAAAGAAGCCGACUGGGACGCGUGUCGCAGUACGCUCGAGGGCCAUUCCUCAGGUGUUGGCGCAGUGGCCUUCUCGCCAGACGGGCAACUAGUUGCGUCGGCAUCUUAUGACAAGACAGUGCGGCUGUGGGAGGCAGCGAUGGGGACGUGUCGUAGCACGCUUAUAGGCCAUUCCUCAUAUAUUACAGCGAUAGCCUUCUCGCCAGACGGGCAGCUAGUCGCGUCAGCGUCUGAUGACAAGACAGUGCGGUUGUGGGAAGCGGCGAUAGGAACGUGUCGUAGCACAUUCGCGGGCCAUUCUGAGCGAGUUAGCGCAGUGGCCUUCUCGCCAGAUGGGCAGCUAGUCGCGUCAGCGUCUGACGACAAGACAGUGCGGUUGUGGGAAGCGGCGACAGGGACGUGCCACAGCACGCUCGAGGGCCACUCCUCAUAUGUCGGCGUAGUGGCCUUCUCCCCAGACGGGCAGCUAGUCGCCUCAGCAUCUUUAGGCAACUCGGUGGCCUUCUCACCAGACGGGCAGCUAGUCGCGUCGGGAUCUGGCGACAAGACAGUACGGCUGUGGGAGGCAGCGACGGGGACGUGUCGCAGCACGCUGGAGGGCAUUUCCUCGCUUGUCAACGCUGGAUCAUUCUCGCUAGACCAAAACCCAGUACAGCUGUGGGAGGCGGCGACAGGGAGGUAUCGCAGUACGCUCAAGGGCGGUUCAUCGUAUGCCCACGAUGUGGCCUUCUCGCCAGACGGGCGGCUAGUCACAUUGGCAAAUGGGGGCACAACAGUGCGGCUAUGGGAGGCGUCAACGGGGACAUGUCGCAGCACGUUCAUGGGCCAUUCCAUGAAUGUCUGGGCGGUGGCCUUCUCGCCAGACGGGCAGCUAGUCGCAUCAGCGUCUUCUGACAAGACAGUGCGGCUGUGGGAGGUAGUGACGGGGACGUAUCGCAGCAUACUCGAGGGCCAUUUUACAAGUGUUAAGGCGUUAGCCUUCUCGCCAGACGGGCAGCUAGUUGCGUCAGCAUCUUUCGAAGACACAGUACGGCUAUGGGAGGUGGCUACAGGGACAUGUCGCAGCACGCUCGAGGGCCAUUCUAGGAGUGUCAACGCAGUAGCCUUCUCGCCAGACGGGCAGCUAGUUGCGUCAGCAUCUUUAGAUAAGACAGUACGGCUGUGGGAAGUAGCGACAGGGACGUGUCGUAGCACGCUCAAGGGCCACUCCUCAGAUGUCUGGGCGGUAGCCUUCUCGCCAGAUGGGCAGCUAGUUGCGUCAGCGUCUAAUGACAUGACAGUACGGCUGUGGGAGGCGGCGACAGGGACGUAUCGCAGCACGCUCAAGGGCCAUUCCUCAGAUGUCUGGGCGGUAGCCUUCUCGCCUGACGGGCAGCUAGUUGCAUCGGCAUCUUUUGAUAAGACAGUACGGCUGUGGGAAGCGUCAACGGGAACGUGUCGCAGUACGCUCAAGGGCCAUUCCGAGCGGGUUAGGGCGGUGGCCUUCUCGCCAGAUGGGCAGCUAGUCGCGUCGUCAUCUGAAGACAACACAGUACAGCUGUGGGAAGCGGCGACAGGGACAUGUCGCAGUACGCUAGAUAGCCCUUAUGGCUUCACUUCGUAUAUCAGCUUCUCGCCAGAUAGCCGGGUACUUCACACGUACCAAGGCGAUAUCCCUUUACCUCAAGCUAUAGUUGGCACAUCACUCUUGAAGCCAAGGUCGCGGUGCUCGUAUAUUCGAUGUCGAUCAAGCUUGACUAUAGUACACGACCAAGUAGCUUGUCUAGGGCUUAUGUCUGGCCGUGUGGUUUUGCUUAGAAUUCUCUAG
Messenger RNA from Bipolaris zeicola 26-R-13, 3993 nucleotides. RefSeq lists its product as uncharacterized. Gene Ontology annotation, cellular component: transcription repressor complex; nucleus. Gene Ontology annotation, molecular function: protein binding. The coding region runs from base 1 to 3993 and encodes 1330 amino acids. The transcript has 4 exons. The record is from RefSeq and is a predicted model, not a curated record. NCBI's taxonomy places the organism in Eukaryota, Fungi, Ascomycota, Dothideomycetes, Pleosporales, Pleosporaceae. Gene Ontology annotation, biological process: negative regulation of transcription by RNA polymerase II.